Messenger RNA from Neofelis nebulosa (Clouded leopard), 26844 nucleotides. RefSeq names its product zinc finger and BTB domain containing 20 (gene ZBTB20). The transcript has 6 exons. The coding region runs from base 12698 to 14923 and encodes 741 amino acids. Gene Ontology annotation, molecular function: RNA polymerase II cis-regulatory region sequence-specific DNA binding; DNA-binding transcription factor activity, RNA polymerase II-specific; protein binding. The record is from RefSeq and is a predicted model, not a curated record. NCBI's taxonomy places the organism in Eukaryota, Metazoa, Chordata, Mammalia, Carnivora, Felidae. Gene Ontology annotation, biological process: regulation of transcription by RNA polymerase II.
UAUAUGCAGUUAAUAACAUGAACAUAAAAACUCUUAGAGGGCUGGAAUUGAAACUCAUCAUCACAAAGGCAUCAAUUUUGUCCCAUUUAGCCAUAGGAAGCAAUUUUGUCCCACUUGGCUUCCAUAGGAAGCAAAGCUCACAGGUGAAAAAUCCAUCUCAGCAUUUAUGGAAAUUCUUCUGAUGCCACCACUUAGCACAGUGCCUGGCAAAUAGGAAAGACUCCAACAGUAUUUGUUAAAUAAAAUAUGAAUAAAUUUACACUCCCACCAAGGAACAAUUGACCCACACAUCAAAAACUCAGUCAUCUUUUAAGUAAAACUUAAGCAAUAAAAUUUGAACUUUACUCAUAAAACUUCCAGAUAGAGUUUGAACUAAUAAUACCAUUUUUUUCCCAGAAAAAGGAAAUGUGUGUUUAUGUGUGUGGUUGAGUACAGGUAUGAGUUGGGGGAAAAAGUGUAAAUGAGUAAGAGGUGGUCCUUUCAAGGAUGGGUACAGAGCUGAAGACUCCAGCUCUCUCCUGGCAGUGUUAGUUUUUACUGUUUCUGAUUUGACGGUUUGGGCCAUCUAUUUCCACUUCUCUAGAGCAUUCUUUAGCUUUGGGCUCCAUUGCAUCCUUCAAUAAUUCUCCCUUCAUGUGCCCACAAAAUGUGUUUGCCUUUCUUUUUUCCCUCACUACAUCUUUGAAGCCUGUGGGCAGGUUCAUGGAACCCGUAGAGCUGCAACACCCCUGAAGAUUGGAAUAUCUAGUUCUGACCUGUCAAUUCUAGUACCAUGAAGAUGGGUUUCCAGCUGCCACUGGACAUCUCCACUGGAUGUGCCACCCACAGCACCUCAAACUCCUAUUGCUAUCCUUUGGGUAGUCUAGAAGUAAUCAAAUCAAUCCCAAGUACACCUUGUGCUUUCCUUUCCCCAUGCUCUUAUUCUGUAUCCUUUGCCUAAAACUUCUCUUUCCAGGUUCUGUUAGAACUUUACCCAUAUUCCAAAGUCUAUCACAAACACUGCUUUCUUCAGGUAACUUUUUUCAGUGUCCAUCAUCAAAUAAUAUUCCUGAAGCCACUAAACCUACAGAAUUCUGUUAGCAACCUUUUAUGGUAUUUGCCUUAUUUUGUGUUGUAUUUUAAUUAUAUGGUGUUUAUUUUCUUCCAGAUUCUAAAUAUUAGGUUUAUGUCUUCUUAUUUAUCUUUGUAGCUAUUUUCUAGAGCUUAGAUCCUAGCAAAGUCCUUUGUUCAUAGCAGGUCCUCAUUAAAUAUUAAAUUAGUUUUAUAUGAUAAAUUGGGCUUAUGUAUUAAUGGCUAUUAUGUUUUGAAGGACCCAGGAAGUCCAUCCACCCGAAGUGUCUCCCCUAUUUUCCAGGCCAUAAUGUCUUCCUUAGGGAACUUUCUCUUCUACAAAUGGGGAUUUUCCACUAAAUUGUCUUUUUCUUCCCUAGCAACAAACUGUUGACUAGUUGAUAGUUGAGGUCUCCCAUCUUCUAAGAUUCACUCAUUAUCAUCUAAGAGGAAACAAAGUCGUAGAAGAAUAGACUAGAAGUCAGGUAUGUUCUCAAGGAGGUAACAACUAGGAAAAGGUUCAUGAAAGAGGUAGCGUGAUGGAAAGUACCUUGGGCUGUGCCACUUAUUAGUUGUGUGCCUUACUUUUCUCAUCUGUAAAAAUGGACAAUCAUAAUGAUUUCUAUCUUACAGAGAUGUGAUGAGACCUAAUAGUACCAUAUACCACAUACUAAAUAACAAAAUACUUAGAAUAAUACCUGGUACGCUCUAAGUGCUAAUCAGUGUUGGCUGUUAAGUAUUCAUAUAUAUGGUGUAUACAUAGUAUAUAUAAUCAUAUGCAUAUUAAGUAUAUACACUUAUACAUACUGAAUAAUACAUAUGCAUAUCUAUUUAACAACUAUUGUGAUUGUCAUUGCUCUUUUACCCCAUUUACCCAAUGGCAGAUCCCAGAGAAACUCCUGGAUAGCCAGAGACCUUAAGUGUCUAGGGAUAGAACGUUUAAAAGAAAAGAGAACUGGCUUUGUCAGACAGAUGAGGCUUUAACACACAGCUCUGCCACCUCUUCACUGUGCACGUUGAGGGGGUUACUUAACCUCUCUGAGCCUCAGGUUUUUCAUCUACAAAAUCUGAAUGCCUAUCUUUUACAUUGACUUUGAGGAUUAAACAAGCUCUUGUUCUCCCUAAUCAUUUUGAGAUUGAAUCUCAUUCUUUUGUUGAUUCUUAGCCUUUUUCUGAACUUCACAUUUGUUUUCUUGACAAAUCAAAUUCCACACUUUUUGUUUGGGACAAGCUUAGAAGAAAUAGGUAGCACAUUGCUUCAGGAAAAUGGUGGCAGCUAAUAAUUUCAAAUUAUUAAUAAUUUAAUGCAGUAGUGGAAUGUUAAAAUAUGUACCAAUUAAUAUGCACCAAGCCUAAUAGAGAACAAAUACUUACCAAAUUGUGGCUAAAUCCGUAAUCUAGAACAAAUUUAGCAGUCUGACCAGGUUUUGUUUUUUUUUUUUUAAUGAAAUAUGUUGUACCUAUGGAAAUAAUUAACUGUACUAAUCCACAGCUUUUACAGUUGGUUAUUUUUUUAAGUACAAGAAUUUAGAUUUUCACUGAAAACAGAAAGUCCUUUCCCUACAGUCCUGCUUGAAAGGAGUAUGUGGGGUUUGGGGGAGGGGGGAGAGAAAAAAAGGAGAAAAAAGCUGUCAUGAAAGUAUCUACAAACUCCUGGAUAUUUGGAUCUGAAAGAAAAAGAACCUUGUAAUGUACCUUCUCACAUUUAGUCCUGUUCUUGUAGUGCUGUGAUGUGGCACUUAAUGCUCUAGGGGACCUAGAGCAAGUGUUAACAAAUGCAACCAAAAGUCUCAUGAAAAUGAGCCUCUUAACAGUGUGUGAGCUGGUCUGCAAUGGCCUCAGGAAAUCCCCCCAGCUAUUCACGUCCUUUUUAUCCACUACAUUCUCUGACUCAAAGGGAAACCUCACUUCACCUCCUUGACCAGAAUUGAGCAGACAUUGAUUUGGUUACCCAGUGCUUUAUUUAUUCAUUUAUUAGUCUUCAUCAUUUGUAUUCCACUAGAACAAAAGAAUAUAUCUUUUCUUUGCAUUAAUUUUAAGUUUAAGAAUGUGCAAAUGUGUGUUUGUGGGAUAGUGCAUAUUUUUGUUGGUAUAAGUUUAUGGGUAGCUUGCUUUAAUUUAAAAUAUUUUCCAUCAGGGCUGUAAUACUUAGAGCCUCACCAUCACCCUCAUCACCAUACACGUAAAGUGAGCUGUUUAAAAGAGAAUCAUGUUUUUCUAUUCACUUAUAUAAUUAGUCAGGUCAGGUGUCACAUGGGAAAAAUAAGUGGCCCAAUGCAUAAUUUAAAAAAAAAAAUUAAGAAUCACAACUUUUACCUCAGUGAUAAUGAUGCGCUUAUCUAUGGGCAUUUUAUGUGUCUUAAUUGCCCCCCAAGAAAAGCCAAUAAGAAGUGAAUCCAAUUAAACAGCAGAUAUGUUGAAGCAAAUGCUAUGUAUAAACCACUGUACUGGGGGCAAUGGGAAAUUCAGAGAAGUAGAAGUCAGGUUUUAUUCUCCAGGAGCCUAUAGUCUAGUCAAGGAUACAUGACAGAAAAAGUGGAAUUGCACGCAACAACUAAAGAUUUAAAUAACGGCUCAAGAUAUUCCAGUGUGUUUUUUGCAUAAUUACCUUAAUAAUUUUAUUAAAAUAUACCACACAGUUAAUUUCUGUUCCACUUGAAGGACUCGCUGAUUGGGUACCAUAUAUUCGUAUAGCCACCUAAAUAGCAACAGUCCAUGAGAUCUUCAUCUGAAUUCAAUUCACAGAUAUGUUUCAACAAAGUUUGGACAAUUCAGGCAGUAAUAACUUGCAUUAUGGCAGAAUACAUGUUCCUGUCCUUUUAAAUGUUGAAUGCCUGUUAGCUUUACUACAAAUUUUCCUUCAGGAAUACUUGUUGAACUAAUAGAUAUUUCUAAGUAGAUGUUUGAUGUCAAGCAGCCAAGGAAUGGCUUUUGGAGAUAUUUUCACUACUCAAUACCAGCUUCAGAAGCCAUGCUUUCUGCAAUUUUAUAAUACUGAAUUUGGUCUUACGUAGCGGAUAUGUUCAAAGUAGAGUUGACCAGAACGCAACCAAAAUAAAUGCUAUUUAAUGUAUAAGCAAUCAUAAUCAACCCAGAGAUCAUAUAGGGACUAAAAGGAAAUAACAUCUCUUGUUACCACUUUAGUCAUAACCUAACAAGAAGGUUCAUGUAAGUUCAGGGGAAAACCAUGAAGGUAUAUACAACUUAAGUGUCGCAAAGUAUGCAAACUACCAUGCCCAACAUUUCUGCACAUACCUUACUCUUCUGCUGAAGUGUAAAUUAUAAUAACAUCAAUAAUACCAAGCAAAAGGGAUCCUUAGUUUACAAAGCAUUCUAGAUACAUCAUCCCUUUUGAUCCUCAGUGUGUGAUCUCAACAACUUGUGAGAUUGGCAAGGCACACAUCAUCCACAUUUUACAAAUGGAAAAAUCUAUGAAGUCUACAAGGACAGAUGACUUUCUUAAGGACACAGAGCUCUUAAAAGGCACACCUGCUUCUAAUGCUCACAGUGUGGCUGGCUCAGAGGAGACAGCAACCCAGACGGAAUCUUUGCCACACCACAACUAUCCUUCAAGGUACACAGGACUUGCCAGAGUGUGACCUGUAGACUUAAAUCUUCGGAGGAUGGAAGAGCCCUCAGGCCAAGAGGCGUACCUGCUAUGAUUUCAUGCAAGAAGGAAAAGGGAUGCUUAGCUGUCUUUUUUAUAACAUGUGCACCCCCCCCCCCCCCUUAUAUAGAGUCCUUGGUAAAUUCUGAGAAUUCUCAUACUUACUGAUUGGAUAAAGUCCUGAUGGUUUUCCAUGAAAUCACAGUUGUGUCUGAUCUGGUUGUAUCAGAGUUUUUUCCAGCCCCCUAAGAGCUUGGGAUUUAAUAUCUAAAAAAGUUUCAAUCCUGACCUGGAUAGUGCUUCCCACCUGUCAAGAUUUAUGUCUUUUCUGUUGAAAAAUUUGUGAAUAAAAUCAGUUGUCUUUGAGCUGGCUUCCUGGAGCUUCUUGCUUAUUUAAAAAUAUGGUAUGGAAAUUAUGGAGAUCAUGGGCCACUUUACUAAAACUGCGUAUCACUGGGAGUUGAUAAAGAAGUAUGGUUCUGAAUCGCAGAAGCUGCAAGCUUUCAUUUGCAAUAUAGAAUUCAGAGCUGUCACUAAAUUUUGCUACCUGAUGAAUAGAAAGGCGGAGUUUCAAAUCAAGAAAUUCAGCACUUAGUUCCAGAAACUAAAAACAUCGGUGGGUCCUCCAUUCAAUAAUGGAUCCGUUACAAGUCUACAGACUUCCAGCCUUCAUUUUGGCUUGCAGAGUUAGACCUGGCACCUGAAGCUUGAAUUUUUGCUAUUAUUACUUCAGAGCCCCAGCUGAUGCAAAAAAGCAAGGCGAUAUCCCCAACACCUUGGUCUCAGGACACUCACAAUCCAAAUUAAUGUUUCUUCCAUAAUGAUAAUCCUGCAGUUAUAGCAUGUUUUCAUAUUCAUGAUCUUAUUAAGUCCUACAUUAGCCGUAUGCACGGACAGGGGGACUAUUAUUAUUAUUGUUAUCAACAUCAUCAUUCCCAUUUUGUAGAUGAGGAGAUAAACUAAGAACAUGAUCUGUGGUCACAUAGCUGAUGACAAAGCCACAGUUAUACCCAGGUGAGCAGGUGACCUCACUCAUAGCCCAUAUUUUUCACCAGACUUGCCAAGGCUCACAGAUUUGCCCUCUGACAGUGCUUCUCAGCCAGGUUUUAGAAUUACCUAAAGGGAUCUUUAAAACAUAGGCACUGAUAUAUCCACCUCUGAGUAUCUGAUUCACUAGGUCUGGAGUACAGCCCAAGAAUUUAUUUUUCUAACCAUUUUCUAGGCAAUUCUAAUGCUGCCAAGGAGCACUGUUUUAGGAGUGCUGUUCUAUAGAUUGCAGUAAUUGAAUGGCAAUGAUACAUUAAGGCAAGAUAGUCUUAGAAGGAGGAAGUUUGUUUUGCAUGAUGCCACCUCAUGCCUCAUCCUUUUCUCCAUUUGUGACCUCCACUGGGAAAGAGCAGAGCAGGUGGGGGGAGGGGAGCUGGUAAGAGGGCACCUUGCUGUUUAAAAUGAGUUUAAAUCUUCUGGCACUCAAGAAUUGGACAGCAAAACCCUUUUACUGUGAAAGCAAAACCCUACUACUGUAGAUUAACUUGGAGGUAUCUGAUUGCCAACCCAGAAAUGAAGAAAUGCUUUAAGACUGGACAUGGCAAACGUGAUUAGAUGCCUCUAUAGACAACUGAUCCAUUCACCAACAAUCUUUAGAUAGAUUUCUCCAUGUCAACCUAGGAUGUUCUUAAUGGCAAGAAAGAGAGACCCAUUCUUGAUCUAUCCUAGUCAACGUUUUUCUGAAGACUGGGGAGAAGUUUCUUUUAUCAUAGGCUCAGUUUGAGUCAACAAGGUAAUACGUCUGCUAAAAUAAAUAAGUAAAAAUAAAAAAUAAAAGGAAGAAGCUUGCCUUUUCUAGCUUCUGGAGGCCAUCUGUACUCAGCCCAGGACCACAAAUAACUCCAACCUCUUGUCUCCAUCAUCAUCUCCUACUACUAGCAGUUACUACUAGCUCUGAUCCUUCUACUACCUCUGGUCCUCCUGCCCCUCUUUUAUAUGAACCUCAUGAUUACAUUUAGGGACUACCUACCUUAUAUAGGAUAAUCUCCCCAUCUAAGUACCCUUAAUUAACCACAUCGGCAAGACCCCUUUGACAUAGAAGAUAAUGUUCAUAGUUUCCAGGAGUUAGGACAUGGAUAUCUUUUGUGGGGUCUUUAUUCAGCCUGCCACAGCCUCUUUGUGAUAUGUUUCUCGGACUACGUUAAGAACAUGGUACUUCUUUCUUGGCAGCAGUGCGUAAGAGGUUCAAUGAUGAAGAAGAGGGAAUGGGACCAGGAAACAGAAGAACUAGGUUCCAGCACAAGUUUUGCUUCUACCAAGUUGUGUAAUCGUAAGCUCAUCUGACAAAAUGUCUCUGUAAAAUGUUUCAGCUCUUCUCUGUGAACUGACGGAACCAAAGAAUCUCCUAAACACUUCCUAUAUCUAAGAUCCUGUGCCUCCUUAAAUCUAUCUAGAUGAUAUUUAAAUCUAAAAACAAGAGCUUGCUUACCACCUCUAAUAUUCAGAGCAAAUCUUGUUCACCUUUCUUUUGAAUUCCAAAUUCACUUAAAUUUUGAAUUUAGUUGUGCUAUCCAAGGACUUCUUACUGUAAAAAUCAUGGUGAGGCUAGGAAAAUCGCCAGUAUAAGUACUUUUUGCUACCUAAUUCUUAAAUAUCCUAUCCAAUAAUACUACUUUAGUCUAAACGUCAAAUCACUAGUAUUGUACAUAUUGGAUACUAGGAACACAGAAAGAAUAGACUGUAAUUGCAUAUGAAGAACUAAGAGAGAAUAGUUGUUGCGUCAGCUCAUCUGAGAUACCAUCUACUACCAAGAGCAGGUACAAUAGAUUAAAUAUGCCAAGGAGAGUGUAAAGACCUUGUCCCAAAGAUCUCGGUCUCAAGGCAUGAAUGACAAACUAGAGGAUAGUCACUGAGUGACUGCUGUCAUUAUGAUAAGGGUCAAAGAGAUGGAAAAGGGCUGAGAUUUUAUUGUUUUUGCUUUUUUUUUUUUUUUCAGUGUGUUUUUUCAGUUCUCAGAUAAGACCUGGAACUUGACCACUGAUUCACAAAAGGAAAUCGGGCUAGUUUGCUACAGAUCUCUCCACAGCAUGGGAGUCAUCCCACAAACACUGAUUUUAAAUGAUGAUUUACGGAGGGCCACAAAGAAUAAUUUGGAGGAAGUUUAUAGGAAAGAAAGCUUUGAGAGCUGAACCAGAAAAGGUGCUUGAAAGUAAAUCAAAUUAUGGCAUACAUUGAAUUAUGGCAUUUAUUAUUAUGUGCAGAGUAUGCAUGGAAUUUUGAACUAAAAGCCGAGGAAGCAAAGGUCUAGAAACUCUCAUGCAUAGUAAAUAAAUUAACCCUUUAUUCUGUUACUUUCUGCGCUCCCUAUAUUUGGUGGACUUGUUCAUACAAAUGUACACUGAAAAGGACUAAUAAACCAUGCUCUACCUUGAGUACAUUCAACUAUUUGUGCACAUGCUUCAAAUACAUGCCUUCAGGAGAUUUUCUUUGGUAUCAUGUAGACACAGUCUGUAUUUCAAAGGCCAAGAAUUCUUUGGGAAAAGAAGAAGGGUCGUGUGUGUUUAUGACUGUCAAACUUUCCUAAGUUUAUUAAGUUGGGAUCCUUUGUCCUUUUCUUCCAUAAUUUUGAAGAUUAUUCUAGUAAUAUGUUUGGUGAAGAAAAAACCUGCCAAAUAAGUCAGGGUCUAAUAAUUGUAUUAAUGACUGUUCUAAAACCCGUGAGUUCAGUAUACUAUACCAUUCAGAACCGUGUUGUUUCUACUUUAAAAGAUCAGUUUUCAUUGCUAAUUUUUGUGCUGGAAACUAUACAGUAUAAGGAAAUCAGUUUAUCAUGAGCAUCAUGAUAAAUCAGCUCUUGAAAUAUCUGCCCAUGAGGAAAAAAAACUAUAUGAUUGGAAUCCUGUCACCAAGGAAAUGGUUUAAAAAUCUGUUUGUUUCAAAUAUUAGCUUCAGCUAGUUAUCUUUUUGUGAUGACUUUAAUUCUUUUGCCCAUUCAUUCAUUUAUUACAUGGCUCCUAUACAGUAAUCAGUUAGAAGAAAAGAACACCCCAUACUAUUAUGCAAACCUUAAAUAUAACUAUAUGUUUUUGUGUGUUCCUAUGCUUUUUUAAAGAGCACAUUUGUGACAGGAAAUGAAGAAUGGCAUAGUCGGGGAAAAAUUAAAGAGACACGAUGUAAUUAUCCGAACUGGAAUUAAGCCAAUUAAUAACCCGUGUGCUAACACUACCCUCAAAGUGCUGAAAAUGUCGUCAGAUAUUUAAAUGCCCUGGGUGGUCAUAGCCAGCAAUCUUCGCCUCAUCCAUUUUCAACAGCACACAGGGACAGGGCUCACCCUGGCUUCUGAGGAAGGGCCGCCACCUGAAGUGAGCUGCUGAAGAGAUAUAGGUGCAGAUUGCAUAAUCCGAGCACAAGUGAUUGUGCACAGAUUUUCACUUAUUUUUAAUGAAAUCAAAACACUGGUGUCUUAUUCAACAAAUAUUCAACACAUAUUUACUGAAUAAUACCUACCGUGUGGCAGCCCAGCAUCAUGGUUGAGGAUACAGGCUUCAAAGUCACCCUGCCUGGAUUUCAUCUCGAGCUCCACACUUACUAGAUGUGUGCUCUUGAACACGUUAUCUCACCCCUCUAUUCCUCGGGGGUUUUUUCUAUGAAAUGAGGAUUUGUAGUGCUUAAUUCAUAGAGUUGCUGUGACACUAAGGUAUGACACAAAUAUCAAGUACUUAGAGUGCUGAGCACAAAUCAAGUACUCGGUAAUACAUUGGUUAUUAUUAUUAUUAUUAUGAGCUGGGAAAUAUACCAAAGUCUGGGUAGAAAGAGAUCAGACAAUUCUCAGAUGAUGUUUGGAGUUUAAAUUCUAGAACCUUGGGAUUCUAAGUUUUGUAAUCUCUACUGCCAGUACUUUCCAGUAGAAAUCUGUAUAUUAGGUCCUUGCUUUACUAUGAGUAUCCCUGUCUUGAACCUACAUGCUUUGAAUAUAACACACUCAGCACAUCCAUAGCACGCAGUUUUAUUUAUUUAUACCCUCACUGUAUGCCUACCUCAAUAAUAAUUGCCACGUAAUACCAUCCAUGGACUGUAUAUAUGUUAGCUCAUGUCAUGCUUAGAACAACCAUGUGGGAUUAAUAUUAUCACCUUUUACAGGUAGGGAAACUGAGGCUCUGAGAGUGGCCAUGACUUACACAGUGUUAUAAAGGUCUCUUUGACUCCAAAGCUCAUUCCCUUCUUCACCCAAUUCACCCCACAUGGAUUUACUAAGCACAUCACUUCUCUGCUGCAGGUUCUUGCCUAUCAGGUGCUUUGAGACCUGCAGGAGGACCAGUGUCAAAAUCGGUGGUUCCACCUCUCCCUAAAUUGACUGACUGUGGACCAGGUGUUUUAGACACGUCACAGCAGCCAUUGUUAAAGAGUCGAUGUACAAAUAAACUAAAUGACUCUGGCUAUGACUUCUCUCAGCUUACUCGUCCUCCAGUGGGCUCCCAGGUGCCUGACAUUUCUGUCAAUUUUCUUCUUCCACCCUAAGUAGCAACAGCGUCACUGAAGCAUGACUGAGAAGGAGUUUUCCCUUUUAUGUACACCAUGAUUCUUGUUUUAGGACAAGAGACUUCAUCUCUCCAGUGACACCUGAUGGUACUGCUCUUUUCAUAAGCACCUCUUCCCCCUUAAAGAAAAAAAAAAAAGCACCUUCAAUUAUCUGUUGUCAAAAGGGAGAUCCUUACUGAAUAGGAUCAUAUGUGUCAAAAAAAAAAGAUACCAUCCAAUGUAUGGGCAGGUAAUACUGUUUUCCCUUUCUCUUUUAGAAGCUCAUUUCAAUUGAAAUAUAUAGGAAGAGUUGCCCACAGCUAAUGUUCCAGGUAGCAAAUCUCACCAGUGAUUUAGAAUGGCAUUGUAGGCUAAUAGCCUCAAUCUCUUUCACCCACAGUGUGCCUACAUUUUAAAAAUGACUUGUAGGGGAAAACAACAUCUUCUUACAUGGUGACACACAGCAGAUGAUAUACAUAGAGAGAAUUGCAAACUCUGGGAGAGAUCUCUGUGGAUCAAUCCACUGGCCUUCAUUAGCUUGGAAUGUGACACCAACUAUACCUUGUCGAGACAGGCCCUCUACCAUGCUGUAUUUUUCUACUUUUUUUCCUGACACUGAAUUAAGACUUAAAUCCCUAUCCUUAGAAUUCAAAAUGGACAAGAAAAUGUUUCAACUUCGCUAUUCAGACGUUUUAAAAACUGGAGGUUUGUGCAGUAACUGCAGGGAUGGAGCAAUCUUGUUAUUCUGGAGACAAGGGUGAUAGCCAUACCUGUUGGGCCAGAGUCUGUAAUGAAAACUGGAGGUUAGCUGGUAUGACAGGCAGAGCACCAGCCUGGUGGGCUGCUGAGGCCCUGGGUUCCAAUGUCAACUUGCGAUUGCCUUUGUAAUUUAUUGGCCUGAGUCUCCGGGCCUCAGUUUCCUCGUCUGCUAAAUUAGGGCGUUGGGGAGAUUGAUCUCCCUGGCUUUUUCCGGCUCUGGUAUUCUCUGGGUCUGCAAAUCGCCUUCAGUGUCUGCCAUAGUCUGCCUUGCCAGCUCUGUUUGUCACAAAGAUUAAUCCAUUUUAACUGUACCUUAGAGUGCUCCCGGGAGAGAGGAUGGAUGGAUUGUUUUGCACCUAUUAUUGCAUCAGAACUUUUGCCUUUUUAGACGAGAUCGUGCCGUGCCUAAAAUCUGUCUGCCUGUCUGCCCACUGACUUUGUCUGUGCUGAUCUCUUGCCACGGUGCCUCUUCUCCCAGCAUCCAUCUCCCUCCAAGAUCUAGACUAGGCAUCUGACUGUACCUGUCUUGUUCUCUGCAGCAUCUGUCUGCUACGCUCCUAGACCAUCGUUAAUAAACUUUCACACAUUACACGCAGACCCUAAUAUAUGGGCACCUGCACACAAAUAUCUACUGUUCAUAAAACUAGGGGAGAAAACUCCCUUUUUUAAAAGACCUCUAUCUAGUGCCAUUUGUAUUUGCACUUUUUGUUUAGUUGUAAGUUUUAAUAGUUCCCCCUUUGAGGAUUUGUCAGUACGAGCAGUAUUGCUUAUCAGAACACACCAACAGUCUUUUUGUAAUAUUCGCUUUUCCCCUUUGGUUCAGCCGAGCCUGCUGACAGAUCAUUCAAAUUCAAUUGUUUUAUGUCUAAGCCGAACAGCUAAUUAAAGUAGGGAUGAUUAACCUGACUGGCAGUGUCGCUCUCCCUCGCGCUCUCUCUCCCUCUCCCUUUCUCUCUCUCCCUCCCUCCUGCUCCAAUCAGUCUUUUUCUCACACUCUCUCUCUCCUUCCGUGUGUGUCUCUCUCUCCCUCUCUCUCUCCCUCUCUCUCUCUCCCCCCCCCUCCCUCUCUCCCCCCUCUCUCUUCCUCUCUCGGUCUCUCUCUCCCUCCUUCGGUUGGUCUCUCUCUCUCUCUGUCUCUUGCUCUACUGUUUUUUUUUUCCUCUCUCUCUCUCCUAAACGUGGUCUGCUUGCUGAUGGCAGAAUGGCACUCGGAGAUUUGUGCAUUGUGUCUGGUUUCCUACGGGCAGGCUGACCCAGUGCCUCCAGGGACUUAUCAAUAGACCACUCAGAAGAGACACAGACAGGAGAGAGGAGGAGGGGUGGGGGGAGAGAGAGAGAAUCAAUAUCAAGAAUAGAAGGAGCUCCGAAGCCAUUUUUUUUUUAAAGAAGUAUCGGGACUUGGGAGAGGGUGACAAAGAAGGUUUUUCAAAGAGGCAGUGGAGGAGGUUCUAAUAAAUUUGGAAGGAAACAGUUCCCUGUCUUGGGAAAAGGAGAACUCCUGACUGAUUAGCAUUCACACCAGAUGCAGCCGCUCUCUGUUCCCUGCCCCAAUGAACAUCUGCACUAGGCCCAAGCCUUGGAGUGAUUUACCUGAAGAGUGACACCAUUGAUUUGGAAACUACUAUGAGGAAACUGAAGCCCAGAGAGGUGAAGUGAGGUGCCCAAGGCCACACAGCAAGUUAGAGGCACAGCUAGUACCAUAGCUCAAGUCUCCUGACUCCCAGUCCAGUGCUCCUCCCAUUACUCCACGGGUCCUGUCUCUAAGCUUCCUGACAAAUGCUAGAACGGAAGAAACCCAAGACAGCUGAAAACCAGAAGGCAUCUGAGGAGAAUGAGAUUACUCAGCCGGGUGGAUCCAACGCCAAGCCGGGCCUUCCCUGCCUGAACUUUGAAGCUGUUUUGUCUCCAGACCCAGCCCUCAUCCACUCAACACAUUCACUGACAAACUCUCACGCUCACACCGGGUCAUCUGAUUGUGACAUCAGUUGCAAGGGGAUGACCGAGCGCAUUCACAGCAUCAACCUUCACAACUUCAGCAAUUCCGUGCUCGAGACCCUCAACGAGCAGCGCAACCGUGGCCACUUCUGUGACGUGACGGUGCGCAUCCACGGGAGCAUGCUGCGCGCACACCGCUGCGUGCUGGCAGCCGGCAGCCCCUUCUUCCAGGACAAGCUGCUGUUGGGCUACAGCGACAUCGAGAUCCCAUCCGUGGUGUCGGUACAGUCGGUGCAAAAGCUCAUUGACUUCAUGUACAGCGGCGUGCUGCGCGUCUCGCAGUCGGAAGCCCUACAGAUCCUCACGGCCGCCAGCAUCCUGCAGAUCAAAACAGUCAUCGAUGAGUGCACGCGCAUCGUGUCGCAGAACGUGGGCGAUGUGUUCCCGGGGAUCCAGGACUCCGGCCAGGACACGCCACGGGGCACUCCCGAGUCAGGCACAUCGGGCCAGAGCAGCGACACUGAGUCGGGCUACCUGCAGAGCCACCCGCAGCACAGCGUGGACAGGAUCUACUCGGCACUCUACGCAUGCUCCAUGCAGAACGGCAGUGGUGAGCGCUCCUUCUACAGCGGUGCGGUGGUCAGCCACCACGAGACUGCACUCGGCCUGCCCCGUGACCACCACAUGGAAGACCCCAGCUGGAUCACGCGCAUCCAUGAGCGCUCGCAGCAGAUGGAGCGCUACCUGUCCACCACCCCCGAGACCACGCACUGCCGCAAGCAGCCCCGGCCGGUGCGCAUCCAGACCCUGGUGGGCAACAUCCACAUUAAACAGGAGAUGGAGGACGAUUACGACUACUAUGGGCAGCAAAGGGUGCAGAUCCUGGAGCGCAACGAAUCCGAGGAGUGCACGGAAGACACCGACCAGGCGGAGGGCACCGAGAGUGAGCCCAAGGGCGAGAGCUUCGACUCGGGCGUCAGUUCCUCCAUAGGCACCGAGCCUGACUCUGUGGAGCAGCAGUUCGGGCCGGGGGCAGCGCGGGAUGGCCAGGCCGAGCCUGCCCAAGCCGAACAGGCCACGGAAGCUCCUGCUGAGGGCGGCCCGCAGCCGCACCAGCUAGAAACAGGUGCCUCCUCCCCGGAGAGAAGCAACGAGGUAGAGAUGGACAACACGGUCAUCACUGUCAGCAACAGCUCCGACAAGAGCGUCCUGCAGCAGCCUUCGGUCAACACGUCCAUUGGGCAGCCAUUGCCAAGUACCCAGCUCUACUUACGCCAGACAGAAACCCUCACCAGCAACUUGAGGAUGCCUCUGACCUUGACCAGCAACACACAGGUCAUUGGCACAGCCGGCAACACCUACCUGCCGGCCCUCUUCACUACCCAGCCCGCGGGCAGUGGCCCCAAGCCUUUCCUCUUCAGCCUGCCACAGCCCCUGGCAGGCCAGCAGACCCAGUUUGUGACAGUGUCCCAGCCCGGCCUGUCGACCUUUACUGCACAGCUGCCAGCGCCACAGCCCCUGGCCCCAUCCGCAGGCCACAGCACAGCCAGUGGGCAGGGCGAAAAAAAGCCUUAUGAGUGCACUCUCUGCAACAAGACUUUCACCGCCAAACAGAACUACGUCAAGCACAUGUUCGUACACACAGGUGAGAAGCCCCACCAAUGCAGCAUCUGUUGGCGCUCCUUCUCCUUAAAGGAUUACCUUAUCAAGCACAUGGUGACACACACAGGAGUGAGGGCAUACCAGUGCAGUAUCUGCAACAAGCGCUUCACCCAGAAAAGCUCUCUCAAUGUGCACAUGCGUCUCCACCGGGGGGAGAAGUCCUAUGAGUGCUACAUCUGCAAAAAGAAGUUCUCCCACAAGACCCUCCUGGAGCGACACGUGGCCCUGCACAGUGCCAGCAACGGGACCCCUCCCGCGGGAACACCCCCAGGUGCCCGCGCCGGCCCCCCGGGGGUGGUGGCCUGCACCGAGGGGACCACUUACGUCUGCUCCGUCUGUCCAGCAAAGUUUGACCAAAUCGAGCAGUUCAACGACCACAUGAGGAUGCACGUGUCUGACGGAUAAGUAGUUAUCUUUCUCUCUUUCUUAUGAACAAAACAAAACAACAAAAAAGAAACAAACAAACAAAAAAAGCUAUGGCACUAGAAUUUAAGAAAUGUUUUGGUUUCGUUUUUACUUUCUGUUUUUGUUUUUUGUUUCGUUUCAUUUUGUACUACAUGAAGAACUGUUUUUUGCCUGCUGGUACAUUACAUUUCCGGAGGCUCGGGUGAAUGAUAGUUUUCCCAGCCUCCCUCGGAUGGUGGCCUUAAGGCCUGGUAGUGCUUCAAGAGGUCCACUGGUUGGAUCUCUAGCUACUGGCCUCUAAAUACAACCCUUCUUUACAAAAAAAAAAUCUUUAAAAAAAAAAAAAAGUAAAAAAAAAAAAAUUUUUUUUUUUCACUUGUGAAGAGCACUACAAAAAAUCUAUAACAAAAUCUAAAAGGCCUACUGUCUUUAAGUACACCGCUUGCAGUGUUUCAGUGGACAUUUUCACAAUUCUGGCCGCUCGGACUUCACAGUAACCAGUUAAAACUGUGGAAUAUCGCUUCUGGUUGAAAACCCAGAGGAAAGGCCCUGCUGUUUUCCACCUACCACGUUGUCUGAUUUCAUAAAAGGGCUGGGGGGGGUGGGAACGGGCAGUGGGUCGGGUGGUGUGGGAAAGGCGAAUGGCAGGCUUCUCCCCCAGAUUCUGCUGAGUCCGCACCCCCUGGCCCACCUCCUUCAUAUCCCCCCUUUCAGCAGAAGCCAGGAAGACUUGGACAAGCAUCAAGCAACAGUGGCUAUCGUAUUUAUUCAGUGUCUUCGCUGAGCCACAGCCUCAGCACAAUCAAGAGGGACUUUCAUGAAAGGCAGGAAUGCAGAUAAAACAAAGAUAUCAGAGGUUUGCACCUACGUUUCUAGGUACAAGAGAAGGAUUAUUUCCAACAAUCUUUGCAAAAAAAAAAAACAAAAAAAAAAGUGUCAGGAUAUAUUCUUGUGGAAGAGAAAAAGAAAGAGAAAUGGAGGGUGGGGGGGAAUAAUAAAAAGUUCUUGAGGCUUUUUUAAUUCAAAAUUUUAUAGAGGGGCAAAAGUGACGUUUACCAGAUAGAAUGCUGAUUUUUUUAAUAUAUUUACGACAGUAUUUGUGUAAAAAAAAAAACAAAAAAAAGUGAGAUUGUUAAAAGUAAUUUUUUUUUGUUUUGGUUUUGCAUACACUGCCACCGAUCCCUUCUCUUUUAUUUUAUUUCACACACGUAUAUAUAUUUUUUGGUAAGUCAAGACUGUUAAGGUUAGCGCUACUGCUUCCAGAUAGAAAGAAUAAAAGGCAAUUAAAGUUAUAUUUGAAAGAGAGGAAGGAUAUUUUCUUCAUAUUUUUUUUAAUUUUUCUUAAUUUUUAUUAUUUUAAGUAUUGCCUGGGUUGCUGAGGGCCUCUGUGGCCAGCCCAUCCCUGCUGUAAUUUGAACCUGCUGCUUUGUAUUUUGAUACGUAGUUCUUUGACUUUUAGCAAAGCGUUAAGUUGCUCCACUGAAUUUUUUUUUCAACUGAUCCAUCUAGAAUUCUGUUCUUUUUCAUGGGAGGACUUUAUCUUUCAGAAACAGAUUCCUUGCUUCUCUAUAAGUUCAUUGAGAUCUUAUGAUUCUAGAAUUUCUAUUGACUUUACUUCUUUUCUUUAAGGAAACGCUAGUAGUCUAGAGGCCGUGACAAAUGGGUUUUCCUUUUGUGGUCAGCCAGGAGGAGGAGUUCAGGCCUCCUCACCCUUCACAACUACAGAGAGCAGCGUUAUCAGAAGCCUGGUACAGAUCAGGAUGCCUUGAUGCCAAAAUUACUUUCUUCCUUUCAAAUGCCACCUUCUGACUAUUUCCACCAUGGCUGAGAGGGCUAAAUAAGAUGACCGUCCUUUAGAUGAUUUCUUAACCCUUGCUUUUGGGAAAGUUUUAAAGAAAUUAACAGAUAUUUCUCAGAUGGCAACAUCCAUCAUUCAAAAGGCCACCAGUCCAUUGCAUCAUCCUAGAUGCCACUCUCUCUUCCUAGUUGGGAUUUCUCUCCUCGGUCCUGAUCAAAGCAUCGUAAUAGGGAUUUUUCCAUUCUAGACAGUGUCCUGAAGGGAUUCCGUCUCAAAUAGAAGAAUUCUUAAGCCUAACAAAUAUUCCAAAGGUGAUUUUAUUGCUGAGCAUGUUUUAACACUCUUCAGGGGGGAAAAGGACAUCUUUAAACAAAGCAGAAACACCAAACCACAAUUUUAAAAAAGAAGCAAAGACAGUAUUUUAGUUUCAAAAUUGCUUUGCAUUUUAAUUCUCCUGUCAGCGACUUAUUUGCAAAAACUGCAACAAAUGAGAAGAAAUCUUCCAAGGGAAGCAACUCUGUAAUGGCGAAAAUGCUUUUACUCAUAUAUUUUAGAUAUUGGUUAACUCGGAUCUUUUCCAUAAGUUCUUGGUGAUGUUUAGUAGGAUUAGUGCAACUAGGGUAUAUGUGGGUUUUAUUUGGUCCUAUGGUCCUUUAUUCGGUAAAUAAUUUGCUAGAAGUUUAGUGUAGACUUGGAUGGUUAACUGAUGAGUGUCACUCAUCGUGAUUUCUAAGAGGAGUUCUAACAAGAGCUAUGUGUCCAAAAUUGACCUGUUUUAAAAGUUAGUGGGGAACAGCUUCAGAAAUAAGAUAAAGUCCAUUUUUCUCUGCUAAUUUUGCAUUUUAAAAUAGCAGUGUUGUUAAGACUCUAUAUUUCCACUUACUGCCAACAGAGGGAGCAUUAGUUAAUUAACCAUGUCAUGGAAUUGUUUUGAUCUCUUGAAAACAACUCAUUCAACCCAUGACAUAAAAAAGAAAAAAUUGACAUUAAGAAAAAAAGUUGUUUAAUCUGGAGGAAAAAUGACAUGAAAUCACUCAGCAUGUGCUACAAAGGAAGAAGCCAAAAGCCACUUCAAAAUUUUUUCAGUUAUUUGACAGUAGCUGACUUAAGUAAGAUAGUGUCCUUAUUCCAACCUUAGCAAAGUAGGCAGAAUUUAUAAUACUUCUAGAAAAGUUGAUCUUGGGUGCCAUAGUGGGCCACAUUUAGCAAUCUGCUUCUUAAAUCAGAGGGAGACCCAUUUACCCUAAUGCUGAUUUGCCAUGUGAAAAUCUAAGCAAUUGGUUUAAAAGAAAAUCCACAUUUUGCUAUAGAACAUGUAGAGGGAAGAACUUCCACUUGGGUUUGAAACACUAAUAUUCAUCCCUUCCCUUCAAAUGAAGCAUCUCUUUUUUAAAAAUGUUGGAGAACUCCCUGAGAAUUCUUGAGGAGGUGAUGCAGUCAUUAUAACCACAUGGACUCUCCAGGUUUGCAUAGCAGUCGACUUUUUCUUACUGUAUGUCUAUUCCUCCCAAACACUCAUAGUCUAAAAUAGUUGGCAGAUUUGUUCUCUGGAGAGAGGAAGAAGCUAGACUGCAGAUCUAAACUGGGGAGCCAUGAACUUGCUACGGGGUCAUUACUGAUCUCUUGAAAGGGCUAUCUUCUAAACUGAUGUAAACUAGACUGUACCUAUUUCAAAAGGAUAGAGAUGCUUUUAGAUCGGCAAUCCUUACUUUUAAAUUAAAUAAUUCCCAACAUCUUAAGAAAUGGGGAAACAUUUUGCUUCAAGAAUAGACGAUGAGCAUGAAUCCUUUAUUUUUUAGUUUCAAAUGCAACAAUCUUCUUACAUUUAGAACUUCAUGCUAGGAUGCUAUGAGUGCUAAAAAAAAUUUUUUUCAGUAGUCAGGGGAAAAAAAUAGAUAAAAUGGAAGCAAAUGUUCCAGAUUUAAGACCUCUUAGGAUGAAUACAGGGAACAAGAACUGGUUUGGAAAAGAACAUUUUUUUUUAGUAAUUUAUGAUUUAAAAGUGGGUUAGCUGAACAAGGGAAAGGAAAAAAGUCAAAGGAGAAUAUUUAUCUCAUGACAUUUAGAUAUAGUUAUGAAAAAUAAAAUUUCCCAGCACUGAAAACAUUGGUAGCAUCUCAGCAUAGAGGGCAAUAACUAUAAUAAAUGCCAAUAUUUGUUCCCAAAAAAAAAACCCAAAUGUGUAAAAUAUAGUCCCCAAAAAGGAAGGAAUUGGAACAGAUGGAUCUGAUACAGAUUUACACAUGGGAAAAGAUUAAGAAACAAGCAAGGCAAAAAUAAUUUGAAAUGAAAGUGUCUGUAUCAAAAUGGCUUUUACUAUAUAUUUUAAUUGAGUUGUAAACUUUAGGUCCUAAUAAUAGUUUCAUAGGCUUUUUCCUGCCCAGAUUCCUAAUGCUCUGAAACUGUUUGUGCCAUGAGUAAGUGUGGUGGAUAAUUUCCUUCUUCUGUUCCAGCUUUAGUCUAUUCCUUCUUCUGAGGCAUCUUGGAGCCCACAAUCGUUCGCAGCCCUAGAAGGAAAAGACUUGGAUUGGCUUUGUUGAAAAGUUAUGGGUUUUAUUUACCAUCCCAAUAUUCUAUAAGGACCAAGAAACCCCUUUGGAACCCAUGAACCAUUAGAAUUUGUACAUUCUGAUAUGAGAAGUAAAAAGGUUUCCUCUGGGUGUAUGAGCUUCAAGUAAGUCCUAAUGCCUUGACCUACUUGUGUGUCCAUCUUACAAGCACACCAGCAGUAUGUGCCCAGCCCAUACCCCAAAUCUGUUUUCCCUCAGCAGUUGAAAAUGAGGUGUGCCCCUUAUAAAAUCCCUCAGGUCCCUGACAGAACAUAAUAAAGGUUCAUGUACCUUCCUAGAUGUGCUUCCUCCAUCAUGCUCCCCAACACCUGUUGCCUUUAGGAAAGGGAGCAGUGAGCUAGAUCUGGCCAGGAUUCAUACUCGACAUACCCAUGCAGGAGACUUUCUCUGUUGUUACAGAAGAUGUUAUUUAAUCAGCUGAGGCUGGGAGCAGAGGGUAUGAGAUUCUGCAGAAGAGGUAUCAGAUAACCAAAUCAGGACUGCUUCUGCUGUGCAAAAAAGAAACAAAAUGAAGGUGCAAUGCAAGAGCAGACACAACCUGAGAUGCCCUUGGGAUUUCAAAGGGAGGGUGCCGUUUCUGUUGUGACCUGACUCUUAAAAGAAAUCUCCUGAAAGAAUUCUUUAAUUUAGUCAUGAGUUGAAGUCCAGGGUAAUGGAAGCCCUGGGGAAGAGAACAAAAGGACUGCACACUGUAUUCAGCACCCAAUAAUGCGAAACCAAAAAACAUCCAAUCCCAACCCUAGGAAGUUUGGCAAGAAGUAUUUAGAGAAAUCUCUGGGCUUUUCCAUGGGUAGUAGGGUCGACAGACUUUCUUUUGAGUGAUUUCUGGCUCUGAGAAACCUCUUUACUCACUAGAAAAGAACUUUCUUUAAAUGGCCAAUUUUAUCCCCCAGAAAAAGAAAUUUAAAAAAAUAAAAUAAAAUAGGACACUAAAGACAGAACCAUGUGACUUGGUAACAAACAAAAGGAAGGGCGCACUAGAAUUUCAAUAGAUUUCCUAAUUCCAUAGAAAAAGCAAGGCAACCCAAGGCCUUUCCAUCUGCAGUGCUUGAAGAGAGUGCUUGUGCUGACCCAGCCCCCUGGGGCUUUCUGAGGCUCGACAUAACCUCCCCAUUGGGAUGGGGGCAGCCCCUUUCUCUUCACGUUGUCAUGAAGAAAAAGACCCUUCUCUGAGGUGCCCAGGAAAUAGAUUGCAUGGGGCAAACUUUCAAAAGCUAUCACUACCCUGGUGCUCAGGCAGCAUGUGGAGACAGAAAAGGGGGCGCAGAAGAGCUCUUGCUCUCCAGUGAGAAUAUUUUCAUAUUCCCAAGGGCUCUCUGUGUGGAGUUGCCAUUUCUCAUACUGCUUAAACCUCUGCAAGAGGAAAAGCUAUGGUGACUCAGUGUUUGUGUAAACACAAAACAUGGAAAUUACUAACCCAAAGCAUCAUUUCUAGCACUAGGUAUUACGAUAAUGAGCCUGAUCAAAAUUGCCCAGAGAUUUUUCUAAGUCUCUCAAUAAUUUUUUGUCCUUGAACACUGAAUCCACGGUGGUCAGAGAUGCACCUUAACAGAUCCCAAAAAUGGUUUGGAACACUAGGAUUUGUUUUUCAUUCUUUUUAGGAUGGGGAAGUAGAGGAUGAGGGCUGCAUGAGCAUGGUGUUCUUUGUCAGAACUAUGUAUUUCACUGAAAAGUGGUAAAAAUGUCCUGGGUUGAAAUAACUGACUGAAACACCCUGGGUUCCAGUGGUUCCUGAGGCCCAGCCUAUUGAAAACCUUCAGGCUGAAAUCUAAUCUGAAGUGACCUCAGUCGAGGUAUUUUCACCAGAAGCCACUUACAGUAAAGAAUUAUUGCCUUAAAUCAGAAAGCCCAGGGAAGAGAACAGAGGUUAGAGAGCUUGGAAGGGUGCGAAGACUUAGACAUUUCUUGCUUUUUAAUGGUUGCAUUAUCAUCAAAAUGAGCCCUAUUCACGAGUGAAGACUAUGAAAACAGUGGUUUUGCAGGGAGGCAUCAAACUUCUCUGGAACUGACAGUUCUCAGGAAGUGGCUGCUAUUUUUUCAUAUCCUAUUUCAGUGACAUAGGUCUGGGCUGGGUGUAAAAUAGGCAUCAUAUUAGUCAAAUAGUAAAUCCCGUAAGACAUGAUCACGGGUGCCUGGUAUGCCAGUUUUAAUCAUUUCUUUAAUAGGGAGAAUAGUCUCUACAAAAAGCUUUCUUUCCCUAUACAGUAUAUAUUUACUUCUAGACUCAGUUUUCCUCAGUGUAGGUGAGCAUCUGGUCCAUCUGGUGGUUCUUUGUUUAAAUGCAAACUCACAACUCGCAAAUCUUCAAUGAUGGAGCAUAAUCUGCAGAUCAUAGAGGAAACCUAGCCACAGUUAUGGGAAUCCCGGCUUUUGAGAUACCUAAUUAGGAUAUAGAAAGUCCAUACCAGUCCUCUUGCAAUUUCAGGGGUUUCCUUGGUUCCAAAUACCUCAGUGAGAUUCUGAUACGCGUAAAAUAGAAAAGAAAAGGUUAACCCCAUAAGAGACAUCUGUUUCCACUACUGUUACAACAGAAGUUUGGAAUUGCCCAGCAAAAUCCUUGUCAUUUCGAUGUAGAUUCCAGUAAUGAAAAGGACUUAACCCAGCUAGUAGGUCACGGCUGCUGUCCAAAAUGUCUAUACGUGAGUACACAUUAUGCACGUACACACGCGGUGUGAGGUGCUCUCAGUACAAAACUGUUGUGCGUUCAUAUUCCCCAGUGACAAGACAGAUUCUGGAAUUUCUAGCUAGUCAACAGUCUCACAUAUCUUCUAUCUGCUUCUGCUCUGUUGCCUUAGUUGGGUGCAUCAGCGCCAUCCACCAUCUGUGAUGAGGGCAUUCUGGAGGAGGUUAACCAUCAGUCAUUUCUAUGUACCUGUUUCAUGAGAAACUUGAAUAUGCUGUGCAGAGUAGAGUGCAUGUAACAAACUCUGUACUUCUGCUGGAUUUCCUGACGUGUGUGCAUACGUAUGUGUUUGCGUGUAUACUUGUAGUCUGGGAGUGUGUGUGCCUCUCAAAGGAGGCACACGCAGGCAUAGGCCCUGGUGCGUAGAUACGGCUCCCUCUUCCUACCAUUGUGCUCGAGACUUGUGGCUCCCUUCCCAGGAAGCAGUCACCUGCCCACUCUGUUGCUUUUUGUAACGUUUCGGAGUUGGGAGAAACAAAGGCAGCUUGUUGGAUCCACAGCAAACCUACAGGGACAGGCUGUUUUCCUCCAGGAGAAGGUAGAACACAAGUACUCAAGUGGUACGCAGAGCAAGAGAGCGGCAGGCUGGGGCACCUCCCUUGGUCUCCUGGGGAGGAGGGGCAUGCGGCCAGGGAGCAAGGCCUGGGACAAACUUUGGUCUGAGCCAGUCCAUGGCUUGAAAGCCUCCAUUCCUUUCCUCUAUGGAACCCAGUGUGUGCACACAAACACCCGCCCACCCGUAAGUUUUACUCCCAAACUAAAGCUUCCUCAUCCUGCUUGCAUCGGGGGGUCAUCAUCGUAAUUCCAGACUGUGACUCCUGAAACCAACGUGGCCUUUGCCGAAGUCUUUCCAGGAGUGGGUUGUUUACUGUGUCUAGCAAACCAAUAGACUCUCGGAGGGAAUCCUUUUUGGUAGUCUGUAAGAAUUGAUGGCUCUCGCCCAUCUCAAACGUUAAAGUAGAAUGCUGCUCUGGGACACUGGUCUGCACAAAUGGACCUGGCUCUCGUAGCCGACCUUAAAGGGUGGCCUGGAAACCAUCGGAUUCAGUUUUCUCACUCCCAUGCCCUUCUUUUACUAGAUGGUCUAUUAUUUUUUAUGACAUGUAGGUUAUUUCUGCUAAUUUGCAGAAUUCAGAGGACAUUUUCUUUCCUCUUCUAUUUUGGUGACUUUUCCCCUCCCCCAUUAAGGCAGGCUACUUACACUUAGCAGCUUUUCGUUGUUGUUCUCUUUGAAAAUGUAUAUUGUCUUUCUAUAUCCAAAAGUCUGUGACUGUAACCAUAGGCAUUUCUUUUUACUGGAAGAAAAAAAUGAGUUGUUCGUUUUUGUUUUUGUUUUUGUUUUUUUUAAUUAACAGUACUAGUGACUUUGUGGAAGAAUAUGAGUUACAUUUAGGUAUGCUUACUUAAGUACAGUACACUACAUUACAGUAUUUCUGAAAGCUAGAACAUACACAUUAUAUAUAACAACUCUAUAUUGAAAUAUAUAUUACAUUAUAGUCAUUUUAACUUUGAAUCUGCCUAUGAUCAUGAGUUGAUUGAAAUAUUAUUUCUUUGCAUUUAUCACCCAUCACCAACCUGCUGCAGUUAAUCUGGUGCAUUUAAUAAUAAUCAUUACUGCUCUAGUUUGCUUUUUAUAUUAUCAGCUUCAGUAUUGUCUUGACAUGAUUUUAGAAUUUUUUUUAAAGCUCAGACUUAGCAAAUGUAGGAAAGUGAAAACUUUUUUUUAAGAAAACAUUUCUUUUCCGGUGUGGCUGAUACAAAGAGGUUCAUAUCCAAAGUGAUCUUGUUUAGCUGGCCCUCUCAAUAUCUGAAGAACAAAAGAAGUGCAUAUGAAUGUAUCUGUGAUUUUCCCUUUUAGGACUGUCACUGUUCUAUAUUUGCUUUUGAAAAUAUGACCAAGGGGCUCCUUAACUUCCAUAAGAUCUGACCAACAAUUACAGGCUGCAUUUGAAAGGGUUGCUCAUCUGAGAAGCAUAAGGGAGUGAAAUGCCUAGCUGUCCCAACUGCGUUUUCAUACAUUUAUUUUAAUACAGCUCCUUUCCUGACUAAUUUCUGUUUUCAGUGUGCUUUACAAUUAUUUUAACUAGUCUUCAAUGCUUCCCUGGAGGCAGCUUGGCAAUAUAACAUUCAUUUUCCUAGGAGAUUUUUCUUUCUUAAAUAAAACCAGAAUUUGAGGAACUUUUUCAUGACAGAGGCUGAUAGAAAUAGAACUGAGAAAUAGGGAUCUCAUUUUUUAGCCUGCAGAAUGUAUAAAAUGUUGGCUCUCGGGUCUCUGCCCCUCAGUGUCUCUCUCCAUUUGUCUGUCAACGUGGGGAUUCAGUGCCUUUCUUCUUUAGCCAGCCCAUCAUGGAAACUUCAGAAAUCGGGCAUCCUGUCUUCCUAGCCAGAAACAUUUUCAAAUAGUAUUUUCAGAUAAAGAGCUUCUUCAGUUUCCCUUAGCUACUUGACCCAAUGCCUGGAAAACUCCAUAGUUGGACAAACUUUACAUCCAUCCUGGGGACCUAAAACCAGAUUCCUUCUCUCAGUUCUCCAUUCAGGACAAAAUGAAAACAGUUGUUUAUAAUACUCAGUGUGAAAGCCCUUCCCACACUGGACCAAUAUUAAGGCCUCUCAGUAUAAAUAACACCAAUUCCAUCCUUUCAUCUUUCCUAAUAGAUUUUUAGUUUCAAAUCCCAUUUUGUUCUGCUGUGUUCCUCCUUCCCUGCCUGGCAACAAGAUUCAUCUCCCCUCCCCUUAUUCACACCCUUAGCAGUACCCUCCACUUGUGAAGCCUGGUAGACCUACUCCAGCCUACUUUGAAGGGGCUCAUAUUGAGUCUAGUAGCAAAAUUCUAAAUCUGUUUCUCCAAAGCUUUCAACUAAAUAUAUGUCUCCAGGACAGACAGAAUUGUGAAUUAAAUGGGAGUCAAGGGGACUGUUGCUUUCUCCAAUGUUUGCAAAAUACCCAAAUUGUAUCAAUUUUCCCCUUUUCUUUUCCUAACCAUGUCCCGUAUUUCUUGUUUCUCUUUAGGACUACUUUAAAUUACCUCUUCUUCUCGACCCCUGAAGAAUGCGAAUAAUUAUGACUCCUGAGUGCUCACUUCCCUCCCUUCCCCCACCCCAUUCUGAAUGCCCUUCUCUAAGCUUUGUGCAGUUAAAAAGCGCUGACAGGAGUCAGCUCCUUGUGAUUCGUAGGCAGAGUGAAGAAGUAUGUCUUCACUGUACCUUCAAAUUUUAAAAGUUAUCAAUAUUCUUUUGAGAGUGGGAGGACCUGAGUCACAGUUUUAAAUGUCAUCUGUACCAGAAAGGUCAUUAAUCCCUUUCACCUUCACAUGUGGCCAAAGGUAAAGGAAAAAAAAAAAUGUUUUUUUGUUUUUUUUUUUUCUUUAAAUAUCAUAGCAUUCAAAUUCCUGGUAUGAGUAGGACCAUUUCUGAGGGAGACCAAAAUUCAUCAAUGUGGACCCUUUCAAGUCCUGCUAAUAUUUAGGCAAAUGAUAUAUUAACCAGAUAAGAGAUUUAAAGAAAUCUAACAAAAGAGGUAACAUUUUAAAAUAAUUUUGCUGACUGCUCAAGCCUUAGUGAGCUCUUCUAAAACAAGUAAAGCCACUUCCACUCAAGUAGGAGGAAACAAUUAGGAAGCAUUGUUUUCAUUUGUUACCUUUCUGAAAAACGAAUAAUUGUUGACUAACAUAGAAAUUUAAGCAGUAAUUUACUGAGAGAUGAAAAGAUACAUAAAGUGUCUAAAGUGUCUAUUCUGCAAGCAGCUAUUUUUAAAAUGUAAACCAUAUAUAUAAUAGGGCUGACUGGAUACUAGAUACUUGACUAGAUACUGAAUACACUCCCCAGUACCUAAACAUUCAACAUAUAAUUUAGUCAUCAUGCUAGAUCUCAUUUUAAUGAGUUAUAACUAUCUGGUUGCUAAAGCAUUGCCCCAAGGGGUGAUAUCAUUCUGGAUCUAUCCCUUUACAGGGAUAGCUUCUUUCCUGUAAUAGCUUCUUUCCUGACUUCCAGUCCACCCCUCUUGCCAUGCUCCUACAUUGCCUCUUGGCUCUCAUGCAGACAAAUUCUGUGGCAUUUAAAGUACUACCUGCUUUGAAGUGCACUGGAGGUAUGCUAUUUCAAUUCUGGCUUUACCCAUUGACAAACAGAAUCAAAAUUUAUUAUCCGAGGUAUAUUCUUAAUGUGACUAGAGGCUUGACCCAUCUCCUCCCUUAAUUAAAUCAGUCUAUAACGUCAACUCACACCUUAGAGAGCCACAAAAUAAAGAGAGAGUUCAAAACCUUCCUGAGUCAUACAUCUAGUAGGAAACCAACAUUUCUUAAAGCCAGUAUUUAUGUGGCCUAGGAUGGUGAUCCUCCCUUGGCCAUGUUUUCCCAGUCAAUCUCACGUCUUUCUCUUCAUUUGUCUGUUCUAACUCCCUCUAUCUUUUUAAAAAAGUAUUCUUCAUCUAAAGUACUCUUCUCCUCAGGCUUUGGCUUCUGAAACAGUGAAAGACUGUCUUUUAAAUCCUAACUACUAUUGUUUAAAGUGUAAUGUGGAGUAUGAGAGGAUCCAGUUCUGACAGGCCCCAUUUGGUCACAAUCACAAAGAUUUCUCCAGGAUGCCUUCUUGACAUUGUUCCUUCUGGCUCCCCAAGAAGAGCCCUAACUCUGAGACCAGGUUUUCUCACCACAACCUCUGCAUUAGUCUAGAUUGUUGUGUAAAUCCUGAUAAUAUUCUAGAGACUACAGAGUGUGAAUUUCUUAUUGCUUAUGAGCCUCCUGCUUUUGUAAACUGACACCUGUCAGGAGCACCAAGGCCCCUAUCAGUAACUAAUGCAGCAAAAUGAUGGUCAUAAACAUUAUAGUACAUAAUAGGGAGAAUAAGAAGAGAUUUCUUUCUUCUUUUCCCCC